CAUAUGGUCAUUGUAUUUUGAAAGCUUCUCAUUGUGCUGUUAGAAAUGUUUAUAGGUAGUGGCAUGUGCCUUCAGUGUGGGUUGCAAAUGUACCCAAACUGGAAACUGAUGUUAGUAUUUGUUUAAGGGACUACUUUUAUUGUGGGGCGGGUGCUGAUAAUUUAGAUGCAUAUGGAAUUUAUUGAAGAAUGGCUGGGAUGUAGUACAGGCACUCUUUUCUAUGGGAAUUCAUACUUCCAUGUUAACAGUACUAUAGUAGUAACUCCAGUGAAUGGUGAUUUCAAGAUAUAAGCAGAAGGUCAUAGAUUCAAGGGAUGAUAGGUAAAUUGCCAUGCCAUCCAUUAACUUAAAGGAAGUAGUUAAACAUAAAGAACCCCAAAAAGAACCAAUGAAGGAACAUAUAAAGUCAGAAUCCCAUAAAGAAGUAGAGAAAAAGAAGGAUGAAUCUCAUGGAAAAGGACACCAUAUUGCAGCAUUAAAAGACAGACUGGGAGACCAUGCAAUACAUGCAGGAGCACCACAGCCAAAGGCCUUUGCAGAAAUGAGGAGAAAAAGCACCAAUAAUAGAAAACUCCGUGCCAAAGCAACAUUCAGUUAUACCCCUGAGAAUGAUGAUGAACUCAAGCUAGAGGCAGGGGACAUCGUAGAAGUUUUAAAAGAGGAAGAGGAAGGCUGGUGGCAGGGAACUGUAAAUGGCAAAAAUGGAGUAUUUCCCUCCAACUUUGUAGAACUUUUAGAUGGUGGCAAGAUCGAGGAUCUUAAGGCAGUUGCAGAUCAUGAAGAUGAAAAAUCUAGUGAAUCAGCAAAUGAUACCACUGCUAUGUCAGAAGAUAAGCCUGCUGAGGAGCCCCCUCCAGAGAUCACAGGCAAGAAGGUGAAAGGUGUAGGUCUUGGGAACAUAUUCAGUGGUGGUCCCAUUAAAUUGCGGUCUACGGGGGCUCUGGGGAAGAAGCCUGCAGAACUCCCUAAAGAACCAGCCAAAGAAAUCCCCAUGGAACCUCUUAAAGAGCACCAUGCAGUUUCUAAGAAGAAUAGUCACAAUGAUGAUCACAGGAGCUCAAUACGUAACAAGGCACCACCUCCUGUGCCUCACGAGAGACCGCCCUCGCUGCCCCCACGGGAUGUUAAGCCAAUUGAACGUGCCCGUGUCCUCUACUCGUACUCCGCAGAGAACGAUGAUGAGCUGAACUUGGCAGAGGGAGAUGUGAUCACCAUAUUGGAUAAGGAACUGGAAGAUGGUGGCUGGUGGAAGGGGGAAUUGGAUGGAAAGAUAGGGGUGUUUCCUGACAACUUUGUUGAACUAUUACCGCCAGAAGAGGUACUGUCUCAACCAAAAGUUGCUGCACGCAAUGCUGAACCACACUCUGCGCCUAAACCCAGAAAGCCACCUCCGCCUAUGCCAGCUGUCCCAGCCGUGCCUGCUCCACAAACAAAACCUUUGAAAGAAGUCAACCAACAUCAUCACCAUCAUAUUAAACCUCCAGAAAAACCACCACCACCCGAAGUUACCAAGCCAGAAACCAAAUUUAAAAAGGCAGAUAAUGAGAAACCAGCCCCAGCUCUGCCUGCCAAGAAGCCUCUUCCUCCCCCUAUUGGUAAGAAACCAGUGCCUGCCAAGCCUACAGACCUACCCAAGCCAAAACCAGUAGAGACUAAAGUCAAUGAGGGCAAGGAUACUGUUGACAGUAAGACCUCUGUCAACAAUAAACCAGAUGUCAAUCAUCUUGAUACCAUAGAAACCACAGAAACUUUGUCUCAUCUGACUGUGAAUCGGCCAAAGAAUGCCAGCAAAAGGCCACCAUCUUCUGCAAUUCUUCAUAAAGACACAGAGUUGGUGGAGCCUCUUGAACCCUCGUGGGUGAAGGAGGUGAAGCGUGCCUCCAUCAGGGACACUAGUGAUGGCACCACACAUGUACAACAUGAAUCACACCGUAAACUACAUCACCAUCAUAAGGAGCCUGAAAAGUUUCCUGAAAAAGCACUGCCCCAUGUAAAGAGACCACCACCACCAACAGUAAAACAUCAAGACGAAGAGAAAGAAAAAGAAGUGACCAGUCCGAGGAGCAGCACAGACGAUGCCAAGUUAAUUCAGGAACUGCGCCAAGAGAUGAAAGAAAUGAAAGAAUCCACUGUCAGUAUUGAAAAGUACAAUGAUUUAAAGAAAGAUUUAAAUGAACUGAAAGCUCAAUUCAUGGAAUUCCGUAACACUUCCAAUAAGAGGAUCCUAGAUCUUAUGAAUGAAGUAGAUGAAGAAAAGAAAAUCAGACUCAAUACUCAGGUGGAGAUAGAAAGAAUUAAAAAGCUGGUAACAUGAUGAAAAUGCAGGAGGCAUGUCAGUUGUACUGUAGAUGAAUACCUCAACAAUGUAGAAAAAUUACUUUUGCUUUGUCAUGCUAUCAGGAAGUUGUUUUUCAAUUUCUUUUAUUUUGCAAAUUGCAAAAUGAAAAAUCUUUCUCUAUGAGGUUUUUCUCCAGAGUUAAAAAAAUAUGCAUUGUGUAGGCCAUGAUACUUUAUAAGCAUCCCAUUUUUGAUUGGCAAAAAAGUAUGUUACAGUAAGAGAGAUAGCACAUGAUGUAACAUAUGAAGUUGAUACUGCUGCAUUCCUAUUACAUGAGUGAACAAAAGGAAGCCACUUGUAACAUAUGAAUCCUGCAGAAAUGAUGUUCAAAAUGUAAUGUACAUUGCCUCAUAACAUGCCAAUGUUGUAUCCACUGCCCUCUUUGCAUUAUUAUUCAUCUGAGAGAGGUCCCCUGGUUGGCUGUAGCAUGUGUUUGGCCCAGACAUUCAGUGCUAGAACUAUUGCAUUCCAUUUUUACAUGUGACUUCAGAGACUGUAAGAAUUUUAAAAUGCAAAUGAUAGAACUUUUGAAUGUUUAUAUGUCUUAUUCUUUAAUCUUAUAUAGAAUUGAGUUAAAAUUUUGUAUAUUUCUCUUGCUCAUCAUAUGCACUCUGCAUCACUUAUGCAAUAUUUUAGAGUAGUAUGGUCUUCCUGCUGUCAAUAGGGCAAGACUGGAAUAAAACUGUAAAAUUUAACUUAAGUAUUAUAUUACAAUAUUUUUAAUGGCAGAUAAACCCAGUUGACUGAUCAAAGCCCAUAUUUAGAAACUAACCAAUUAUAUCAGCAAUGUAUUCAAAGAAACCCUGAAUGUAUCACAAUCUUAAAGUAUAAUUAUAUUUGUAUAUUUUGACUAUGUAAGUAUUAUUUAGUCAUUUCAGUCACAGGCCUGGUUCUUUUUUUUUUAAGACUGGGAUAUGUUAUUUUUAAAAUCUUAUUUAUAUAUUUGUGGUGAGGAUAAUUUUUGGUACGUCCCUUAUCAAUGACUGGUGUAUUUCUACUAAAACAUUCAGUAGUGAAUUGUGUCAGUUGUCCUUGGUAAUGUCCCAUCAGCUUUUGGGUCUUUAUUGUAAAUGAGUGUCAGAGCUGGUGUCAGUGAUUGUUAAAUAUAUUAAUUACUUAUUUAGUUAUUUUAUUGCGUAAUAACUGCCAGGUUAUUUGACUUCUUUAAAACACAUUUGCAUUAUGACCUUGUACAUUUUUAUUUCUUCUUGAGAAAUUGGUGCUGAAAUGUGGUCUCUAUGGUGGCUUGCUGUAACAUAGAGCUUCUGCCAGAUGAACAACAAGGACAAAAUAUAUACCUGUGUUUUUGUAAUUAACUGCAUGAGUCUGAUAUCCUAGUAAGCCAUAGUAGAAUUUCAACUCUGCAUGUAACUUGGUACAUGUAACAUAGUGUUCUUUGCAAAGACUUCAAAUUAUUUUCACAAUGUACAGUGUACUAAGAGCAAACAACAGUUUCAGUGUAAAUGAACAUUGAGCAUUUAAUCAUAUUUUAUAGGAUAUUUUGCUUUAUUUGUAUUUUGGUAUAAUUCCCCAAGAUUAAUUGAAUCCUCCAGAACACUUGCAGAGUUGGAUGACUUUGCUUGCAGCUAUGUUCAGCUUAUAGCUGUGUCUGCAGAUAUCAUUCAUAGUGGAAAAAUAUUGCAAAAAAAGUUUGAAAUAAAACUUUGUUGAUUUA
Molecule: messenger RNA, 4013 nt
Organism: Lingula anatina
Lineage: Eukaryota; Metazoa; Brachiopoda; Lingulata; Lingulida; Lingulidae
Product: SH3 domain-containing kinase-binding protein 1
Biological process (GO): actin filament organization; cell migration
Molecular function (GO): protein binding
Source: RefSeq, a predicted model, not a curated record